AUGUCUGAAAAUGAAGUGAGCGAGGAAACUUCUGUCCCACAAAAAAUGCUUUUCGCCAACAAGCUUGAGCUGGAGAUAUACCCUCCCUGGAAAGACAAUUACAUCAACUACAUCAAGCUCAAGAAGCUUUUGAAGGAAGGGGUCAUUUUGCAAAAUGCGUGGACAGAAAAGGACGAGCAGAACUUUGUCGCUGCAUUGGAUCUGGAUUUGGAGAAGGUCUACACUUUCCAGUCGAACAAGUACGAUGAGUUGAACGAAUACUUGAACGAAUUACAAGAGUCUACUGAGUCGCCAGAGGCCAACUUUGACGUGCAAAAAUUCUCGUCCAAGUUGGAUCUGGUGUUGAACUUGGCUCAGGAGUUAAACCAUUUCCAGAGAUUGAACUACACCGGUUUUGUCAAGAUCGUCAAGAAGCAUGACCGCUUGCAUCCAAACUACUCAGUUAAGCCCUUGUUGAAUGUGCGUUUGAAGACCUUGCCAUUUCAUUCAGAAGACUACUCUCCACUUUUGUUCAAAAUCAGUGCAUUGUUCCAGUUUUUGCGUGACAACUACGAUGUGGACCAAGCUUUAUCUAAAUUGAGCUCCUUUAACGAUGACAUGGCCGCUCAAGAAUUCCAAUCUUUCAAGUUCUGGGUGCACCCAGACAAUUUGAUGGAAGUCAAGGCCACCAUUUUGCGUCAUCUUCCUGUGAUUGUGUACAACAAUGAGGGUCCAAAUGACGACGACGACGAUGAUGAUGACGAUGACGAUGACGACGGCUUUGGAAACUUCUCCAAAAACGACCCCACUAUCAACUGCUUAUACUUCGAUAACCAGAAUUUCGACUUGUAUAACAACAAAUUGGUCAAGAGCCCGAAUGCGUCGACUUUGAGAAUUAAGUGGAUUGGAAAGUUGUAUAACAAACCAAAGCUUUACCUUGAGAAAAAGAGCUUUGAGAAAAACACAGACACUUAUGACGUGGACGAAAAAUUCUCCUUGAAGGAGAAGUACAUGGACUCUUUUAUCAACGGUACUUUCAACGAAGAGAAAUUUUUGCGCAAAAUGGCAAAGAAAGGUGAGUCUGAGGAGAACAUUGAAGAAGCAAGAAAGCACAUUGAGAACUUCUCUAAAUUCAUUAAGGACAACCAUGUCCAACCUUGUCUCAGAACAACCUAUAAAAGAACUGCAUUCCAGAUUCCAGGCGAUGAUAAAGUACGUAUUGUAAUUGACUCCGAUAUCUACUUUAUCAGGGAAGAUGCAUUUGAUGAGCAGAGACCUAUUAGAGAUCCUCAGAAGUGGCAUAGAACCGACAUUGACUCUAAGGUGAAUUCACCAUUGUCUUUGUUGAGAAGAGGCGAGUACACUAAGUUCCCUUACGCAGAAUUGGAGAUCAAAAUCAGAGCAAGAAAGAACAAAAAGCUGCCAUGGAUCGAUGAGUUGGUUCACUCGCACUUAGUGAAAGAGAUCCCUAAUUUCAGUAAAUUCGUCCAUGGCGUUGCAUCCCUUUUCUUGGAGGAUGAUAAAUUGGACAAUGUUCCUUUCUGGUUCAACGAGUUAGAAUCCGACAUUAUUGUUGACCCACAACAGGCGUACAUCGACACCAAAGAGAAGUUAGCCAAGUUGCAGAGCGACGAGGAAAACUUGAAGAAGUUCAAGAGCAUGUUGACGAACUCAACAAACGAUUACUCUGCACGGUCUAAGUCGUUCUCGGGCUCGCUAUUGAACAGCUUCGAGCCAGCAAGAAACGAGGAUGAGAGUUCAACUCUGGAACUCGUGCCUGCUCAAGGAGCUAUUCCUGAAGAACCUUCGCCUGUUUCAGGAGAUUUAGACCAGUCUUCAGACGAGGAAGAUGACUACGAGGAGGAAGACAUUCACUCCAGCACCUUCAGUAAAAUAUUGAAAUUGCCUACAACAUUUUCGAAGUUGCUUGACGUCGAUUCAGAGGAGGAAGAAAUUGUGUUGCCUGCGGGAGUCAGUAAGCCCGAGACAUACAUCAAGAAUGCAGGACCAUUGAAGAUCGAACCUAAGGUGUGGUUGGCAAAUGAGAGAACAUUCAACAGAUGGUUGCAUGUCACCACUUUGCUUUCUACCUUGACUUUCAUUAUUUACUCUUCCACCAGCAGAGCAAACUCAGAAGAAUUGGCUACUUUCUUGGCAUACAUCUACUUUGCUUUGACCUUGUUCUCUGGAAUUUGGGGGUACUUCAUUUUCAUGCGCAGAAGAACCAUCAUUAUGGAGAGAUCAGACAAGCACUUGGACAAUAUUUUUGGACCCUUGAUUAUCGCUUUUGGUUUGAUUGCUGGCUUGGUCAUUAACUUCGUGUAUGGUUUCAGAGCUCUCUCGGACCAACAAGCUGGCGUAUUCACUACCACUGGCUUGACAGAGGACUUUUUCUCUAAAAACCCAAUGCAAAAGUCAAUUUUGGACUUUAUUUUCAGGCUUGUGGGUGCCAAGCUGACUGCAUAA
Clavispora lusitaniae ATCC 42720 is the source of this 2445-nucleotide messenger RNA. RefSeq names its product vacuolar transporter chaperone (gene VTC3). The record is from RefSeq and is a predicted model, not a curated record. Lineage: Eukaryota; Fungi; Ascomycota; Pichiomycetes; Serinales; Metschnikowiaceae. Gene Ontology annotation, cellular component: fungal-type vacuole membrane; vacuolar transporter chaperone complex.